Messenger RNA from Lactuca sativa (garden lettuce), 1042 nucleotides. RefSeq lists its product as uncharacterized. NCBI's taxonomy places the organism in Eukaryota, Viridiplantae, Streptophyta, Magnoliopsida, Asterales, Asteraceae. The record is from RefSeq and is a predicted model, not a curated record.
GGGUUUGAUUUGAAAAUUUUGCAAUAGUGGAGGACGUGUCUUGUAAUUCACACUUGCAGUUAGCAAAACAAAAACCUGAAGGCUGAAUACGACCACCAACCAAGAAACCAGAUUCAUCGAUCGAUAUCUUGUUACCCAUCUUCAUGUUAAACAGGAGAUAAUGGAUUCAGGAGAAGGUAAGCCUAGGUGGGUUCAUUACGCUAAUAGUUCCAUAGUUCAAGAAGAUUACAAGGGAACUUCACCAUCUUCAUCUAAAUUACCUUCAGAAGAAAGUCCUGGUGAUGGAGUCAAGUUAUAUGAUCUUGCAGGUGACACCAAAUGGUGGUUACACCAUCAACCUAAAGAAAAUCCCACCUCUUUCUGGGAACCAUCAUGGGAAACCAUGGAAAUGGAAGAAAAAUAUGCAAAAAUCAAGGAAUUUGAAGCAGAGAAAAAGAGUCAAGAUGAACUGAGCAAGGCUGAGCUUUUGGAAGCACUUUGCCAUUCUCAAACACGAGCAAGGGAAGCUGAAAAAGCUGCACAAAAAGCAAACAAUGAAAAAGAAGACAUGAUCAGUCAGUUUAUGAAGCAAGCUUCACAGCUAUUUGCUUACAAGCAAUGGUUUCGUAUAUUGCAACUGGAAGCUACUAGGAACAGUAAGUAUCAUCAGCAAAGGGUUUGGAAGAGGAAGAAGAAGGAGAAGGCUGACUCUGGAUCAUCAAGAUACAAAAAUGGAAAGUCUUUUGGGAGCUUUGUUUUGGGUUUGAGUCUUGGUGGUGCGGGUUUCUUACUUGGUUGGACAUUGGGUUGGUUAUUCAGAUGAAUUUGUUGGUUGAUUGAUUGGUUUGUUUGAACAAUUGAACAUUUGAACAUGUCCAUGUUAAUGUUAUGUUUGUAAAUAGAGUUGAAGAUUUGUUCUAUAUACAGAUCUUGUCUGGUAUAUAGAUGUGUUUGUUUGUUUAUAAUCUUGAAACAUUUCUGAUGUCUGUAAAUAGGAUGUUCAAGUUGGAAGUAUGUAUAUAAAUUUGAGUUUGAAGUUUGAAGAAUGUUUCUGGUUUUGCCA